Messenger RNA from Eurytemora carolleeae, 2488 nucleotides. RefSeq lists its product as uncharacterized. Bases 77 to 2014 code for a protein of 645 amino acids. The record is from RefSeq and is a predicted model, not a curated record. The transcript is spliced from 19 exons. NCBI's taxonomy places the organism in Eukaryota, Metazoa, Arthropoda, Copepoda, Calanoida, Temoridae.
AGGUGGGAUUGAGCCUGAGAUGAGUCCCUGAGACGAGAAGUGAUCUAUAAACUGUGAAAAAGUGAAUUAAGUGAAUAUGGCUGGUCUAAAUUUAUUAACAAACUCUAAUACCCUGAGUAUAGAUUUAACUCCUCAGAAAAUAGGUUCUACAAAUGGAGAAACAGCACACCAAACCUUGAACAGACAUGAGCGAGAGAAACGUGACCUGGGACAACUCGGCCAUAUUGUCGAAAAUAUUGACAAUAUGGCGUCCAAAAUAGAAGACAUGUCGUCUUCAUUAUCAAAAUAUGAAAUCAAACUGAGAAAGAAAAAAUGGCGGAAAGGAAAGGUCCCAGGAAACAGAGAAGAGGGCAGAUCGAUGAAAGAAGACGAAGAUAAUGAGACAAAAUUUAGACAACAAGGACUUGAGGAUAUAAACUGGGGAAUGACAAUAUUUGCAAACGGACUCAAAUUUGUUUCAGCGCUGCUUACUGUCUUAGGAGGAGAUAGUACGAUAGACAGGAAUGAUGGUUAUGAUGAGGCUGUUAGUUCCUUGUUCACAUUUUCUGGAAGCAUUCUUAGAUUUGUUUCUAACUAUCUUCUAACAUCAUCUAACCAACCUGCAGCAGUGGAAAAGCUUGGAAUAGCGGCAGAUACCCAACUUGAAACAAAUCUUACUCCAGCAGAAAUUCUACAAAAGAAAAAGGUAAAAAUCCCAGAUUUAAACAAAAGAACAUUCAACUGGAAACAUUAUUGUGUUCAGGCUCAGUUACUCCUAGCUCAGACAUUAGCUCAUAACAGCCUUCCUCAGCUCGUAGUUCCUGGUUCACAGGAUAGUCCAGCUGCCGCAGCAGCAGCUGUUGCCGCUGCUCCGGUCAGAGCAGUGCAAGGAAUAUUUUCAGGAGCUGGUGAUCUCUUGAACUCUGUGUUGGGUUCAUCUGCAAGCUCAAGCUCAAGCUCAGGUUCAACUCAAGGAUCUUUUUCAACCAACUCAGAGACGGAGCAGGCUAUUCCAGGAUUACCAACACCUGGGACUCUAGAGCAUACGAUUACCCUGGCACUUUACAACGCAAACCAGAACUUUAAUCAGUUCAUCAACUCAUUAUCAGGAAACGGAAUCAACGGCCAGCCGGCCGCCGACAACAAAAUCGGCCAGGCGGCAGUGGACACCGCAGUCGCUGAAGGUCCGGGUAUUCUUGGCGCCGUGUCGGUUUUACCACAGACGAUCACAGCCGCGGCUAACCAGGUUGCUCAGUUCUUUGUUUCGCCCCCUGCGGACUUAUCAUCAGGGUCACCAGGUGGUUCAACAGCAACCACAUAUUCACAGGUUAAGUCUGGAAUAAAUCCUACCUACGCAGCCCUGGGUCUACUAACUACAGGAGCUCUUGGAACUGUAGCAUAUAGCCUGGCCACCAAUAUGGACUCCGACCUCGCAACCUCAGCGACCUCACUAGCACAAGGAGCUUUGUCUGCAAUGAAGAGAAAUGAUAUUGUUGAGACUGCGAGCAAAGUAAUUGGAUCAAUAACAGGGAACACAAUGAAGUUUGAAGAUGCAGAUGAUGAUACAAAUAAACUGAAUUACAAUUACUAUGAUACAGAUUAUGGACAUGGACAAGAAUACAUGGAUUAUGGAUAUCCCCAGGGAUACGGAGGGUCUGGGAAUAGAUACAAGGAUCCAAGGAUAGAAGAUUAUGUAAAGGAGUAUCCUGAUUAUGAAUAUGAGGAUCCCAGAGAGAGAUUGAUUUCUAACGUUGAUCCCUACCAGACAAUAUUCGGCACUGCGGCUAGAGAUACAGAGGACGCUGCGGAUAGAACCCCAGAAGAAACUGGAUCAUCAGCAGCAGCAUAUAAAGAGCUGGAGGAGGAAGAGAACUUUGUGAAACUCCCAAAUGGAAUACCGAAAAAUAUUGAAUUUUAUGAGCCGGAGAAAAAAGAUCCUGAGGUUCCGUUUGUGACCUACUCUGAGGAGUACAACCCUUGGCUACUUCUCAAUUCCGGUCAAUCUACUGAACAUCUCUACAGACAGUUUUACUAAUACCUAAGGUUUCAGAAGUUGAAAUUGACCAUGGUAGUUAACCAGUAAUAUUAAUUAUAUACCGAUUACAUUUUAUUUGUUAAUAUAAUUAAAGUUUUUUUUUUAACUGUGUACAUUAAAUCUUAUGUUUGUCAAUUUACAGACAAUUUGUUAACUAACUAAAGCUCAAAGUAAAGUAAAUUUAAUAAGUUAUUCUGAAUCACCACCCUGUAUUUAGAUUUACAUGUAUUGAUGUAGUUCCGCCCCACCCUGUAUUGUCCUGUAUUGUUAAAUAAUAUUUAUUUUGUUAAUAAUCAUAUAACUAGAGACUUUAAAACAAGAUUUUUUAAGUUCUUUUGUACGAAAAGUUUUUAUCCGCACAAUGGGCUGGAUUUGUAAAAAUCCAUUCACUUAAUAAAUAUACAUUAAUCCAUUCUAGUUGCGAAGAUUUUUUGAUCAGAGUUUUUAUCUAUGAGUUUAAAGUUUGGGACAAGA